AGAGGAGACACAUUGCAACUCCUGCUGAAGCCCCUAACCUUCUUCCCUUCUCUUCUGCCCCUUCCCCCUACCCUCACUUGGCUUGAAGAAAGCAUCCCUGUGGUUGGUCUGAUCCCUGGUGCUUGUACAAAGUGAAGUUCCCACUAUGGCCAUUACCAGAACUGGCCACAAAGCUGCUGUAGGCUCUGGAUGCCACAAGAAAGGCAUAGAGCAGUCAUAUUUAAAGGGGAAUUACACUGCAAGAAACGCACAAGGCGGGCAGCACCUGGAGUAAGUGGAUCAAGAUUCCUCUGGUGUCAUUCCCCAUUCAACCCAUGAUAAUGACAGCAGCUGUUCCCCAGAGAGGCUGGAGCAUGAAGUGAAGACACUAUUGCAGCCCUCAAGAUGAACUCCACCUUGGAGGGGAAUCAGAGCAGCCGUCCUUUUUGCCUUCUUGCAGUUAACUAUUUGGAGACUAUCAAUUUUUGCCUGUUGGAAGUAAUGAUCAUUAUUUUUUUAACUGUGCUGAUCAUUUCAGGCAACAUCAUUGUGAUUUUUGUUUUUCAUUGUGCACCUUUACUAAACCACCACACUACAAGCUAUUUUAUCCAGACUAUGGCAUAUGCAGACCUCUUGGUGGGAGUGAGCUGCCUGGUCCCUUCCUUAUCAUUACUCCAUUAUCCCCUUCCAUUGGAGGAAUACUUGACCUGCCAAAUCUUUGGCUAUGUGGUGUCAGUGUUAAAGAGUGUCUCUAUGACUUCUCUAGCCUGCAUCAGUAUUGACAGGUACAUAGCAAUCACCAAACCCUUGACCUAUAAUACAUUAGUCACACCCUGGAGACUCAGAAUUUGUAUCUUGGUAAUUUGGCUCUAUUCUACCCUGGUUUUCCUGCCUUCCUUCUUCCACUGGGGUAAACCUGGAUAUCAUGGAGAUGUGUAUCAGUGGUGUGCAGAAUCCUGGUCCACUGACCCUUACUUCACCCUCUUCAUUGUGAUGAUGCUCUAUGCCCCUGCAGCUUUCAUUGUGUGCUUUACCUACUUCAACAUUUUCCGCAUUUGCCAGCAGCAUACCAAAGAAAUUAGUGAAAGGCGAGCACGUUUCAGUAGCCAGAGUGGAGAAGCUGGGGAGGUGCAGUCCUGCCCAGAUAAGCGCUAUGCCAUGGUCUUGUUCCGCAUCACCAGUGUCUUCUAUAUCCUCUGGCUGCCAUACAUCAUUUACUUCUUGCUAGAGAGUUCUGCUGGUUUUAGCAACCGCACCGCAUCCUUCUUGACGACCUGGCUUGCCAUUAGUAACAGCUUCUGCAACUGUGUCAUUUACAGUCUCUCCAAUAGUGUUUUCCAGAAAGGGCUGAAGAGACUCUCAGGGGCUGUGUGUACCUCCUGUGUGAAGCCAGCAGCAGCCAAGGACCCUUGUCCUUCUAAGAGCAAAGGCCCCCCUAAUGGAUGCCAUGUCUGAAAUGGCCCUCAGCAUAUGUGUAUUAUGGGUGUUUUUCUUUCCAAGUAUUUCUUAGCCAGUUAGGAAAUUUGGAACAAGAAUCACAUAAACCUAACUUCUGUGUUUGAAAGAAGAUUUUUCUGACCAGUAUUUUUGGGCCAUAAAAAUUAAAAUAAUGAACAUAAAUUGUUGGAUGCAGUUUUUGAAAUGUCAAGGAAAUUAUUCUGGUUUUCAAACACAUCAUGCCAUGUCAAGCACUUCUCUGUGGCUGGCAUGACUACAUCUGGAUACAGG
Trichosurus vulpecula (common brushtail) is the source of this 1707-nucleotide messenger RNA. It is a transcript of the gene GPR21, whose product is annotated as G protein-coupled receptor 21. Gene Ontology annotation, cellular component: membrane. Gene Ontology annotation, molecular function: G protein-coupled receptor activity. Bases 385 to 1434 code for a protein of 349 amino acids. NCBI's taxonomy places the organism in Eukaryota, Metazoa, Chordata, Mammalia, Diprotodontia, Phalangeridae. Gene Ontology annotation, biological process: G protein-coupled receptor signaling pathway. The record is from RefSeq and is a predicted model, not a curated record. The transcript has a single exon.